UUAGGGAAAGUAAGGUCGGGAGGUCUGUCGGUCUAUCGAGGUCUAUCGGGGGUGAGGCUGUCAGUCGAUCGGUUGAGUGGGUGUGUGUCGAGGUGUCGAUGUGUAUGUGAGGCGGGAGAUCGACCGGCUGAUCUCCAACUUUGAACCUUGGUUGAGGUUAAACAUAUGUUGUCAAUUAGCGAACAUCAGCGAUUCACAGUCAAAUACUAGCGCUGGUUUAACAACACAAAUGAUGUGUGAUCAGCUGAUAGAUGAAGCAGCAGAAGCUUUGAUCCCAGGUGUAAUGUUCUAUUGGCAAUUCUUAUAUGAGGACCGAAUAUGGGAAAAAAUAACUGUCAAUGUUGAGGAGUUCCGGGUAAUGGGUGAUCCUGCUUUCAGGAUGCAUUUCCGUUUAUCCGAAGAUGUAUUUGAGAAUUUGUUGCAAGACAUAGGAAACCACCUUAUUGAAGAGCAACGUUUGAAGAGGGAAAGACGUCCUUUGUCGCACAUUCUGCUCAUGGUGUUGUGGAUUCUUGCAACUCCAGAAUGUUUUAGAGCUGUAGCACUUCGUUAUGAAGCCUGCCCUUCAGAGGUACAUGAUGCUUAUGUCUAUAUAAUUGAAGCUCUUCGGGAGCUUGCUCCUCGGUUCAUUACUUGGCCAAAUCAAGAGGAAAGAGUUGUCAUCAAAGCCAACAUGCGCCGGAUUUCUGAUUUCCCUGGGAUUGUUGGAAUCAUUGAUGGCUGUAAUGUCCCUAUUUCUGCUCCAGUUGAAGAUAAAGCUGCUUAUAGGGAUUAUCACCACCAGUAUUCCAUUAAAAUGCAAGCGGUUUGUGAUGACAAACUGCUUCUGAGAGAUCUUUAUGUAGGAGAGGCAGGGAGCCUGCAUGAUGCUCGGGUAUUCCGGAGAAGUCCUCUCUGCUCAAAUCUGCUUGAAGAUCCCAAUAUAUUGAGUGAGGGCGAGCAUAUAAUUGGUGACUCAGCUUAUAUGCUCCUUAACCAGCUUUUAACUCCUUUUGAAAAUAGAGGAGAUCUAAGGCCUUUACAGCGACAAUACAACAGGAGGCUGUGUAAAGUCCGAGCCAGAAUUGAGCACACCUUUGGCCAUGCUAAAUGUUUGUGGAGGAGGCUCCAUUUCCUACCCGUUGUCAACAUGUCUUAUGCUCUUGACCAUAUUGUGGCGUGCAUUGUUCUGCAUAACUACAAAAUUCUGCACGGAGAUCAAGUUGCUAUUAUUCCUGCUGCAGCCAACAUUUAUGAUGUGGAGGAUGCCAGAGUUCUAGAAAAUGAUGUGAGAGCCCCAGAACCAAGGAGAAAUUUAGAUGCAAACGACCCACACAUACCUCAAGAUUUUAGAAGAUUGGUAGAAGCAAGCCAUCGCUUAGGUCAACAAAAAAGGUGGGACAUCUCCAAUUCAUUCCCUUUAUUGUGAUGUCUGGUGCUUCAAAUUGCUUCCAAUUCACCCUCUGACUCCUUUGGUAUUAAUUAUAAGUUUCCACUGUUCAUGUCUUAUCUUUUGAUACUUUGAAUUUGUUCAUAGUUGUUACUCUGUGAUUUGCCAUAUUAGAUUUAAAUAAUGUAAAUGCUCUUUUUAAUUGGAGAAAGAUUUGACUAAUUUAAUGGGGGCAAAUCCCCAUGUUCAUAAAAAUAACUAAUUUAUGUGUUACCAUAGUGGUCUGACAUUUAAUUGGAACUUUUAAUGUUAAUGUCUAAAUAAAAUUAUUUUGAAAGACAAGAAUCA
This is a messenger RNA of Frankliniella occidentalis (western flower thrips), 1717 nucleotides long. RefSeq lists its product as uncharacterized. Lineage: Eukaryota; Metazoa; Arthropoda; Insecta; Thysanoptera; Thripidae. The record is from RefSeq and is a predicted model, not a curated record. The transcript has 6 exons. Bases 230 to 1408 code for a protein of 392 amino acids.